This is a messenger RNA of Ectocarpus sp. CCAP 1310/34, 732 nucleotides long. NCBI's taxonomy places the organism in Eukaryota, Phaeophyceae, Ectocarpales, Ectocarpaceae. The record is from the annotation of a GenBank genome assembly.
CCCCCCGCGGCGGCGGCGGGGGGGAUGGCCGGAGGCCCCGCGGUGGCGGCCGGAGCGGCAGCAUCGGCGGCAGCUCCAGCGGCGACGGCGGCGACCUCCGGUGGCAGUGUUCCCCACGCGGCGGCGGCGGGGGGGAUGGCCGGGGUCCCCGCAGUGGCGGCCGGAGCGGUAGCAUCGGCGGAAACUCCGGCGGCAACGGAGCAGCGGAAGCAUGAGCAUAUGACGGAGCCGGAGAGCAUGGUGCAGAGCGGAGCAGCGCGCAGCGCGGUGUUGGCGGAACUUGCGCGGAUGGCGGGGGGGCCUUCGCGGGUGAGCACAUCUGCGGCACCUGUUGCCACACCUGCCCCCGCGCACUCGGCGGCGAUGGCAUCGGACGGACUGUGGACGGAGAUGGUGCAUGAGGGCGGGACAGGCGGGCGUCGGCGGGGGCAGCGGGAGUUCGUAGCGACCCCCGCAGUGGCGAGGUCGUGGGCGAAGCGAGAUGGGUCGGGGCCGGGGAUAUUUGCUCUUCUAGCCACGGAGGACGAGAUCAAGCGGUCUAUCGCCGAGCUUCCUGCACCGGGCGUCGCUGAGCCAGCCCUGCCGACGGGGCUGGUGUGCGACCUGGAGACGCCUGAGACAUACGGGGAGGCGCACGCGGGGCCCCACCACCACAUCUGGACCAACGCCGAACGCAAGGAGUUUUUCGGGCUGAAUGCAGUGGGCACCUUCGAGGAGGUCGGGGCGGAAUAG